This is a messenger RNA of Protobothrops mucrosquamatus (brown spotted pit viper), 859 nucleotides long. RefSeq names its product biogenesis of lysosomal organelles complex 1 subunit 1 (gene BLOC1S1). The record is from RefSeq and is a predicted model, not a curated record. Bases 97 to 474 code for a protein of 125 amino acids. Gene Ontology annotation, biological process: endosomal transport. Lineage: Eukaryota; Metazoa; Chordata; Lepidosauria; Squamata; Viperidae. The transcript has 4 exons. Gene Ontology annotation, cellular component: BLOC-1 complex.
CCAGCGCCGCCCAGCAGUUCACGUGAGCGCCGGAGUCAUCUGACGAAGAGGAAGGCCGAGGGGAGCUCGGGCGCUUCGGUGCUCUCAGGGACGGCCAUGCUCUCCCGCUUGCUGCGGGAGCACCAGGCCAAGCAGAGCGAGCGGAAGGAGCUGCAAGAACGGCGGCGGCGAGAAGCUAUUGCUGCAGCAACUUGUUUAACAGAAGCCCUGGUUGAUCAUCUUAAUGUUGGGGUGGCCCAGGCUUAUGUGAAUCAAAGGAAGCUGGACCACGAGGUGAAGACAUUGCAGAUCCAAGCUGCUCAGUUUGCCAAGCAAACAGGCCAGUGGAUCAGCAUGGUAGAAAACUUCAAUCAAGCUCUGAAGGAAAUUGGUGAUGUCGAGAACUGGGCACGGAGUAUCGAGAUGGAUAUGCGGACCAUUGCCACCGCUCUGGAAUAUGUUUACAAAGGGCAACUGCAGCCUUCCACUUCCUGAUCCAGAGGCCGGAUUCUCUCGGUCACCGGAAUUGCUUGGGCUCCAUCUCUCAUGCUACGUUGCCAACUGAAGGUAUAUCAUGGCAGAGUCCUUGCCCGCAACCUCUUCCUCUGCUUCGGUGGCUGUUCUUUUGCAGCACCGAGUAAGUGUCCCCCCUGCCUGCCCCCCCCCAGCCCAUCUAGAUGGCAUAAGAGUUGCCGCUGGGACUUUUGCUUUGACUUGCGCUUUGGCUGAGUAUCCAUGGGCAGCCUCUAGCUGGGAGGAAUCAUGAAGCAGCCUGACAUGGGAAUGCACAUACCCACAGGAAGGAAAAGAAGCCAUGCUUUUUUCCAUGGAAGCUGGAUCAGUCUGUGCUACGAACGCAGAAAGAAUGAAAUAAAAACAG